Aspergillus homomorphus CBS 101889 is the source of this 3029-nucleotide messenger RNA. Its product is annotated as PX domain protein. The record is from RefSeq and is a predicted model, not a curated record. Gene Ontology annotation, molecular function: phosphatidylinositol binding. Bases 60 to 3029 code for a protein of 989 amino acids. Gene Ontology annotation, cellular component: intracellular membrane-bounded organelle. The transcript has 2 exons. Lineage: Eukaryota; Fungi; Ascomycota; Eurotiomycetes; Eurotiales; Aspergillaceae.
CCCUUUUUUCUCAUAUAUUAAUCCCAACUACUUUGGUCUUUGGUUACCUAGUAAUCGCUAUGGAUGAUGAUGCCGGCGACAAACUUAAAUCCGGACCUAUAAACAAAGACAGCAACAAGAAGCAUUUCUUGUUAAACCAUGCCGAAUCAACCACAGGCCAUUAUGAUGGCAAUAAUAUCCCUUACAAAGCGAUCAUUGAACCGUUCACCCAAUUCAUUGCAUCUGCCAGUAAUGAAGCACUCCUAGGUGUUUUUGCAUGUGUCACCAUAAUUACUACCAAAAUUUUAGGAAGACUUGGCUUCUUGCUAAUCGGGAUUAUCGUUGGCUUUGCCCUGCAUGCUUCAUGUGGGAGCAUAGUCAACGAUACUAUCGGGGACAUAUCAAGGAAGCACAAGUUCAAGAAGAGAGAACUCUGCCCAGCAUUAGCAGACCGACUGCCUGGUUGGAGAGACUUCACCUUCCACAGCAAUGGUCAUAAACCGAAUGAGAACGAGACACUAGUUGAGAAUGUGCAUUCAAUUGAUCCUGAUUUCCGCUCAUUCGGACCGAAAACAGCAGAUGCUUUAAAGUCAAUCACGGACCAGAUUCUCCGAGACUAUGUCGAGCAUUGGUCCAAGUCAGUGUUGCCUUCUGAGUCAAAUUUCACCCUUUCUUGUCGGAAAGUCUUGGUCAGUUUCGUGACAAGAUUGGGGUGGCAUAUUUGUCGCAAACGGCCGGCUGACUUGUUCCUGGAGCUUCUUGUUAACUCCAGCUCCCUAAUAAUUGUGUUCUUGAAUGAGUUGGCUACGGCAUUCAAUUCAGCUGGUUCUUCUGAUUCACCUGAGAGACUCAUUUCACGUUAUAUCGACCAUCAUCCAGAGAGCAAUCUGGCGAAUCUUUUGGGAAAGGAGCAGCAGCGAAAGAAGAUUUCCCUGGUAGCUGACGAUCUUCUGUCUGGAUAUCUCGAUUCGAACAUUUAUGAUUGCUUCUUGGUCAGGGAUUUCCUUAGCGAUGUACUCUCCAGCAUUCUCUCCGAAUCCGCCGUCUCUGUACUUUCGCGGCCAGAGACUAUCAAUGGGUGCAUCAUACAACUUCUCGGGGAAAGGGACCACGAAAUAAUGAAUGCGCUAGAUAUAGGCGUUGGAGAAGCCACUGAACAUGCCGUGGCAGAGAUGAAUAAAACCAGCUCAACGGUGAUAUCCGAUCCUACUUCAAAGUUUCUCGCCGAUAACACCAUUCCUAUGCGAACUACUGGGUCAGCUGUUGCCUGCCUAAAAGCGAAGGCAAAUAUGCAUGCCGAAUCCUCGCAAACCACUAGGCCGGCUGAACCAUCGCAGACGCAAGAAUCUGUUCAACUUUCACUCAAUCAUGGCUGUAACGAAGCUCCAUCUCACAGAGAUGCAUUAGACUCCCCGCCCCAAGUCGACCCUUACAAACAAUCGUCUUGCCCACGAGAAGAACAAGACACAACUAUGGAAACAUUGGAAAACAAGAAAUCAGCGCAUAAUCCGGUACAGGCUUUGCCCUCUCCGUCUGAACAUACAACAUCGCAACCCUGGGGUUCAUCACCUAGUACAAUGCUAUACCGUGCUUUUGUAACCGUCGAUCUCAACCUGGAUUCCGGAGGAAGUGGACCAUUCCGCUACAAGCCAGCCUGCGACUGCUUGCUUCAAAUUGAACCAUACUCCGCCCGUUCUACCGGCUGGAUGGUGUUUAGGAAAUAUGCAGACUUUGAAACUCUUCACAGGACUCUGGAGACAAUCUCGAGAUUGAACAAAAUCCAUGAAUUCUCAGAAGAAUAUCCAGUUGUACCUUCGUGGAAAGCUCAGACAAGGCAAGGUCUAGCGCAGGGCCUACAGAAAUAUCUUCGUUCUGCCCUGCAACACGAACCCUUGGCCGAAUGUGAAAAAAUGAAGUCUUUCCUUGACAAAGACGGUAGCAUGGGCACUGGUUCGACUGCUGCAGCAACAAAGACAGGACUGUCCUUCCCGGUUCAAAAUACUCUUGAGUCGGUGGGGAACAGUGUCCUUGGCGUGUUUGCCAAUGCGCCUAAGGGAGUUUCGGGAUGUAGCAAAGCUGUUUUUGAAGGAAUGACCGGCGUGUUUGGGGCAGGCGGUGCUAAAGAGCCUGCUUCCAACAAUGAUAUUAGCGAAUCCAAUCUCGAGCUCGUCCCGAAUUCAGAGGCCGAUCAGGAAUUUGUGGCCGGUCAUGGUUGCUUGACUCAGCAUGCGAAUGCCGGCAUGUCGAAUCAUUCUGCAAAGCUAUUUCAUGCUGUGGACGAAUCGCUAUCGUUCCAACCACGCGCCAAGAGACUCUCUGCCGAAGUUGUUGAGACGCCAGGAAGUGUAUCGCCUUCUGUGUCCCGUGAAGUCGCAGCCAGUGCAGAACACUUCGGACAUGAGGCUUUUAUCGCAUCUGUGGCUUCGAAAAUGGAACAUGGCUCCGCAGACCUUCGGCAGUCUUUGUCUUCCCAAGAGACAUCGAACGUAGCUGCUGACCGAAGCGACUGCCGGAUAUCACAGGCCGACGGACAGGAUAAAGUGACAGAGGAUAAUCCUAUUACACAGGAGGAAGCUCAGAUGGCCGUGGAACUUAUAUUUGCAGUGAUCAAUGAGCUUUAUACCUUGUCGUCUGCCUGGAAUAUUCGCCGAACUCUACUCAGUGCCGCAAAGUCCUAUCUCUUGCGUCCAGGAAACCCGAAGUUGGAGAUCAUUCGCGGCUUAUUUCAAGAUUCCUUGAUUGACACCCAUGUUUCUGACGAAGCAAUCGGUUCUUAUCUCAACAAGUUUCGUGAGAGCGCUCUUCCCACGAGAGUUGAGAUCAGAAGCAGGAGUGGUCCUGUAGGCGAGCCUGAGAAAGAACGCUUGAAAGAGACUGCGCGGGGGCUUUUUGUCGAAAAGGGUUUAUCGCAAACUUUGACUGGAAUCAUGGGAGCUGCUGCUAGUAAGGAAGCCUUGGGCAAAGUCUUUGACUGUCUUCAAGUUGAAUUCGUCGCACAAGGCCUCAUGUCUUCCCUGUUGUUACAAAUGAUGAAGGCGGUUAUCCUCUAG